Messenger RNA from Schizosaccharomyces japonicus yFS275, 464 nucleotides. Its product is annotated as fungal protein. Gene Ontology annotation, cellular component: endoplasmic reticulum membrane; membrane. The transcript has 5 exons. Lineage: Eukaryota; Fungi; Ascomycota; Schizosaccharomycetes; Schizosaccharomycetales; Schizosaccharomycetaceae. Gene Ontology annotation, molecular function: protein folding chaperone. Gene Ontology annotation, biological process: protein insertion into ER membrane; protein folding. Bases 81 to 296 code for a protein of 71 amino acids. The record is from RefSeq and is a predicted model, not a curated record.
CUCCUCCUGCUGAUCCUCGCCGUUCCGACCUGAUUGUGCCCUACAAGGCCCGCGUCGGCGUCUACGAAGAAUCGAACGUCAUGCUCCUGGCAAGCAUCAUCUGCAUGGCUGCUCUCUUCCUCAGAAAGCGUCUGCUUGCCUGGACAGGCUUUGUCCUGACGGCGUCUGCCUUCAUGAGCGACAAUGGAGCACGAUCCGCUUCCAGCCAGUCACCUUUGUCGAUGCUGUUUAUGAGUGUGGCCGCUCUUCUCUCGAGUUACCUUCCUCUGCUCAUGAACCCUCCUGACAAGCGUUGACGCGCGUGACGACAGCCUGCGUUCGUGCCGCCACAUUUCGCGUUGCGUUUCCUCGAGUACAAUUGAAUAAAAUGAAUGUGAAUAAAACCACGCUCCAUCACGUUACCCGAUGUGUAUUUUAAUCUCUUCUAAUCACCUGUAACACACAAAUUUUCACAUAAAAGCAUG